Molecule: messenger RNA, 600 nt
Organism: Micromonas pusilla CCMP1545
Lineage: Eukaryota; Viridiplantae; Chlorophyta; Mamiellophyceae; Mamiellales; Mamiellaceae
Exons: 1
Coding region: 1-600 (199 amino acids)
Source: RefSeq, a predicted model, not a curated record
AUGUCGCGCGCGCGGGACGAGUCUUCCGUCGUCGCGCUUCGACGCGCGGCGUCGCUCGCGUCGCACCUCGCGACGACGUCCCCGCGUCGCGCCGCGACCGCCGCGUCGCCGCGGCCGCCGGCGGUCGUUCGAUCGCCCGAGGAAUUCGAAGCCGUCGUCGGCGUCGCGCUGGGUCCCAGUCCGUGGCAUCUCGUCACGCAGGCCGUCGUCGACGCGUUCUCGGACACGACCGGGGACCACCAGUUCAUCCACAAGGCGGGCGCGGAGACGAUGUUCGGCGGGCCGAUCGCGCACGGGCUCCUCACGCUGUCGUUGCUUCCGACGCUCUUGAAGGGCGUGUUACCGAGACACGAGUGGAUGGGUCAAGAGUUGAACUGCGGGUUCAACCGCGUCCGGUUCUUAUCCCCGGUGCCGGUCGGGUCGCGGAUCCGCGCGACCGCGAAGGUGAUCAAGGUGAAACGCAUAGGCGGCGGGAGCGGAGGCGGGGGCGAGGGCGUGGAGUCGAUCGUCGCCGUGGAGGUUCACGGCGACGGCGGCGACGACGGAGAGAGGAAGCCGGCGUUGGUCGCGGAAUGGGUAACGCGUCAGUACGCGAAGUGA